AUGGUUGGUAGUGCUGAAGCUGUAUUAGGGCUACCCAACUCCUCAAUGUACUACGCUGUCGGGCUAUCGGUCGGUGGCGGUAUAACACCUGAUGCUGGGCUUGUCACCCUGGCAUCCGGCAGAUGGGAAGAUGGAGCUGCUGGAGUUGGGCCUGAGAAGUAUCGACCAGUCAUGGCCUGCACUGGUCUUCAUGACCAGACGGAUGCUGAGCCGACUAGACGAAUGGGCUGCAUGCUGAGGGAGGAAGGGAUGGGAAGCGGAUGCAGGGACCCAAACGAGUGGACGGUUCGAGAUACAGUUGAAGAUGGCCAGCAAGCUGAUAAAAGUCUGCUGCCCACCUCCACACAGGCUAGACGCUGCCACCUCUACUACGACGUGCGUAACGCUACCGCCUCUGAGGUUUCUGUAGAUCAAAUGCUACCAUAUGCAUCUUCUCCCAGAUGGCGGCCACGCUCACCCGAUCUGACAACUGCUCCAGCCUCAUUGAUGAUGCUGCCUCGGUCAAAGUCACAACUGAUCGCGACAUCUUCCCGGCCAACCUUCAACGUGGAAAUAUUCCCAAGAGAUGCGAAUUUGCAAUUGUCGCAACAAGAGCCUCAUAUUAAGGAAGAUUCUUCAUUUGGCCUCCUGCAAACGAAAGUCUUGGGGCGGCCAGGAAUUGUAGCCUUCCGGCCGAUUGACUUGGAGAUUGGUAGCGAAGGCAACGAUCUCGAACUGGACGGUGAAGAGGAUGAUAAUCAAGUCUAUGAUCCAGCGAAUGCGGGUGUGGCCAUAGAUAACACCAAUAAACUCGACACCAACAGUCGAUCACUAUUGCUGCUGACACAACUACCAGGUCAGACACCUUUGCAAUCAGAGGUCUAUAGACUUCCUGGCGAGAAGCCUCUGAUCACGCAAAAGGGCUUCGAGUUUCAAACGGAUGACACGACAUCAUCCACAAACGUCACUUCCAGCUCGAUUAUUCGGAGCGGCAAUCCGCCAGAAGAGAGACACAAGCCCACAAAGUAUGUACAAGCUGCCUACCGAGAGGCGAGCUUCGUCUAG
This is a messenger RNA of Protopolystoma xenopodis, 1044 nucleotides long. The record is from the annotation of a GenBank genome assembly. NCBI's taxonomy places the organism in Eukaryota, Metazoa, Platyhelminthes, Monogenea, Polystomatidea, Polystomatidae.